GAAAGAAGGGGGAAAAUCUUUAAUUAAGCAGAUAAUCUCUUGUUGGGCCAAGAGCAGCUCCAUUUCAGAGCGCCCUCCUUGAAUCUCAGAAGCCCCGGUGAAGUUUCAUGUGCUGGUAGCUCAGUCACCUCUCCAUCGUUAGACUGUCUGCAGGCUUUGGAUCAGAGUCACCCCCUCACCUGUCAGGAUGUUCAUGCAUUUGGAGGUUUUCUAUUACAUUUUCAUUCUCCUGACUCACAUGAGGUCGUCCUGCUGCUGGUCAGUGAAUAAUUUCUUGAUGACUGGACCCAAGGCGUACCUGAUCUACUCCAGCAGUGUGGCAGCAGGAGCGCAGAGUGGCAUAGAGGAGUGCAAGUAUCAGUUUGCAUGGGACCGCUGGAACUGCCCCGAGAGAGCCCUGCAGCUGUCCACACACAGCAGCCUGCGCAGUGCAAAUCGGGAGACAGCGUUUGUUCACGCCAUCAGCUCCGCCGGAGUCAUGUACACUCUGACCAGGAACUGCAGUCUUGGAGACUUUGACAACUGUGGCUGUGAUGACAGCAGGAACGGACAACGAGGUGGUCACGGUUGGCUCUGGGGUGGAUGCAGUGACAAUGUUGGCUUCGGCGAGGCCAUCUCCAAACAGUUUGUUGAUGCGUUGGAGACUGGGCAGGACGCACGGGCAGCCAUGAAUCUCCACAAUAACGAGGCUGGGCGCAAGGCUGUGAAGGGGACCAUGCAGAGGACAUGUAAGUGCCACGGGGUGUCCGGAAGCUGCACCACUCAGACCUGUUGGCUGCAGCUGCCAGAGUUCAGGGAGGUGGGCAACUACUUAAAGGAAAAGUACCAUAGGGCUCUGAAGGUGGAUCUUCUCCGAGGUGCGGGUAACAGCGCGGCCAGCCGGGGGGCCAUCGCUGAGACCUUUAGCUCCAUCUCUCGUAAGGAGCUGGUUCACCUUGAAGACUCCCCCGAUUACUGCCUGGAAAACCGCACUCUGGGCUUGCCGGGCACAGAGGGCCGUGAGUGCCUCAAGAAGGGCAAGAACUUGAGCAAAUGGGAGAAACGGAGCUGCAAGAGGCUUUGCGAAGAGUGUGGGCUGGCUGUGGAGGAGCGCAAAGCUGAGAUGGUGUCGAGCUGUAAUUGUAAAUUCCACUGGUGCUGCGCGGUGAAGUGUGAGCAGUGCAGGAAGACAGUGACCAAGUACUUUUGUGUCAAGAAAGGAGGUCAGAGGGUAAGGAAUGAGAGUGCCAGUAGCCGCCGGAAGAACCUCAGACUGAGGAAGAAGCACUGAGCAUCUUCAUCACUUCUCCCCUGCUGUCAUCAUAUUUGUACAACAACACCCAAACUCUCUGUACAUGUUCAGAUAGUCUUAUGGAUAAAAGCUUAGCAAAAACACAUGUUCAGAACAUCUUCAUUGUCUAUUUUCUAUUAAAGAUGUUGAAGAAAGUGGAAUGUGCACAAAGUCACAUGAUAGAGAAGUUUACAACUUUGUAGAAUUUUUGGUAUAAAUGUAUUUAAAAUAUAUUUUUAUACUUUUUACAACACUUUGAAAAGUCACUGGGCAUUUCAGGAGUAUUUCUCCAGCUUCAAAAUUCCCUGAUUUAUUUAUUUUCAUACAUACACAAAAAUCUUUGGAAAACAGUAUUUUACAAAUUAUUAGUUUUUGAGUGAUGGAUGAUCUGAUUGCUAAGACACAGCAGAAUUAGCUUUUUAAAUCACAACUUCUGAGAACCCGUUGGUUUUGUUCCCAUGAAUACUUAAGACUGUCAGCCUACAGCG
This is a messenger RNA of Etheostoma cragini (Arkansas darter), 1758 nucleotides long. RefSeq names its product wingless-type MMTV integration site family, member 8b (gene wnt8b). The record is from RefSeq and is a predicted model, not a curated record. Gene Ontology annotation, cellular component: extracellular region. Bases 188 to 1270 code for a protein of 360 amino acids. Gene Ontology annotation, biological process: canonical Wnt signaling pathway; cell fate commitment; neuron differentiation. Gene Ontology annotation, molecular function: frizzled binding; cytokine activity. The transcript has 6 exons. NCBI's taxonomy places the organism in Eukaryota, Metazoa, Chordata, Actinopteri, Perciformes, Percidae.